ACAAAAUGGCGGCCGGAUGGUGCCGGAGCCGUGGGCAGCGCCGGGCCACUUAGAGUCGGGCCGGGCCGCGGGGGCAGGCGGCGCAGGGCUCAUGUAAUCAAAGAAGUUUCUUUGUUGUGUGUAUCUUUUCAGAACACAACAGGAAUUCAAAAUGAAUCAGAACACAACUGAAUCUUCAGGAGCAGUUGAGACCUUGGCUGAUGUACCUGAACAUGUGCUUAAAGGGCUUCCUGAGGAAGUGAGGCUUUUCCCAUCUGCUGUUGACAAGACACGGCUCGGUGUUUGGGCAACAAAGUCAAUUUUGAAAGGCAAAAAGUUUGGACCAUUUCUUGGUGAUAAGAAAAAAAGAUCCCAAGUUAAAAGCAAUGUGUACAUGUGGGAGGUGUAUUACCCAAACCUGGGAUGGAUGUGUGUUGAUGCCACCGAUCCAAAGAAAGGGAACUGGUUGCGGUAUGUGAACUGGGCUCGUUCUGGAAAAGAGCAAAAUCUGUUCCCACUGGAGAUCAACAGGACCAUUUACUACAAAACACUAAAGCCCAUCGAGCCGGGCCAGGAGCUGCUCGUCUGGUACAAUGGGGAAGACAACGCCGAGAUCGCCGCCGCGCUAGAGGAGGAGCGAGCCCAGCACCGCAGCAAGAGGCACUCGCCCAAAGCCAAGAAGGGGAAGAAAAAAGCCCAAGAGGGUAAAAACAAAGGAAAGAAGGCAACAGAUACAAAGCAGAACAAGACUGAUUUAGAUUUUACUUCCAUAGAUAUGAAGGACUCUAAAGACGGCCAUAAAGAGGAAGAUGAAAAGCCUUCUGUUUCUGCUGUGCUUUCAUUGGAACAAACAGCUGUGAUUCAGGAGAUGGUAAAUCAAGAUGCACUUCCAAAACUGGUGAUCCCCAGUCUUACAAGUGAGCAACAAAUCAUGUCUGAAGAGAAAUCAGAAGCUAUUACAUCAGACGAUUUGGAGGAAGAGGAGGAGGAAGAUGAGGACGACGAAGAUGAAGAGGAGAUGGAAGAUGCCGCUAUGUCCAUCGGAAGUGGUGGAAAAGAGUCUCUCCUGUGCGAAGAGAAGUUGGACUCUCCGGAAGAGCAAAGAAGUAUGUCAGAAGACUCUCCAGAAAGCUCUCCAAAAAAAACGCCUGUUGUGAAAAUUCCUAAAGUAAGAGGCGAAUCCAAUGGUGACCUCCAGGAAACCUUCAUGUUUCCCUGUCAGCAUUGCGAGAGGAAAUUUACAACAAAGCAAGGACUUGAACGUCACAUGCAUAUCCACAUAUCUACUGUCCAUCAUGCUUUCAAAUGCCGAUACUGUGGGAAAGCCUUUGGUACUCAGAUUAACCGGCGAAGGCAUGAGCGGCGUCAUGAGGCAGGGCCAAAAAGGAAACCAUUCUUAACGUUAGCUUCCUCGCAGCAGUCAGAGAAUAUUGCUGAUAACCAAAUACUUGUAGAUGAUGGUCUAAAAGAUGAACUAAAUGUUUCUAAUCUUGCACAAGACUCUGCAAUCUUGGAUCCUGAGAAGGUCUCCCAAGAAAUGUCAAAUUGUGCUUUUGUGGAAGAGAACAAGGAACCCAAAGAAUUGCAUCCUUGCAAAUAUUGUAAAAAGGUUUUUGGAACUCACACCAACAUGCGUAGGCACCAGCGUAGGGUUCAUGAACGUCAUCUUAUUCCCAAAGGUGUCAGGAGAAAAGGAUACUUUAUUGAAGAACCACAACUUCAAACAGAGCAGGCCCAACCAGCCCAGAAUGUGUAUAUAGCAAAUACAGAGUUAGAAGAAGAAGGUGAAGCAGACGAUGUAUACAUUAUGGAUAUUUCCAGCAAUAUUUCUGAAAAUUUAAACUACUAUAUUGAUGGUAAAAUUCAGUCCAAUAGCAGCACUAGCAAUUGUGAUGUGAUUGAGAUGGAAUCCAACUCGGCAGAGUUGUAUGGAUUAAAUUGUUUAAUUACUCCAGUCACAGUGGAAAUUUCUCAAAAUGUAAAGGUUACGCAGGUGCAUGUGAAUGAUCUUCCCAAGGAGCCCUCAAGCAGUGGAAGCAAUGAAUCAAAGAAGAGAAGAACAGCUAGUCCUCCUCUUAUACCAAAAAUAAAAACGGAAGUAGAUCCAGAACCUGUAACGCCAUCAGGUUCAUUAAAUCUUCCUCUUAGCAUUUCAACAGCUGAGAGUUUACCUUUUCACAAAGAAAAAAGUGUGUAUUUGUCAUCUAAAUUAAAACAACUGCUUCAGACACAGGAUGGUAAUAAGAUAACUCCAUCAACUGAAAUCCCUAAAUUAGGACCUGCUGCAUCUUCACCCAUUUUGCCUCCAGUUUCUAGUAGGUUUAAGAGAAGAACCAGCUCUCCUCCUAGUUCUCCGCAGCACAGUCCAGCCCUUCGGGACUUUGGCAAACCGGGUGAUGGGAAAACUGUGUGGAAUGAUACAGUUCUAGGUUCAAAGAUGCCAAAGUUAGAAAGCCACAGCAACUCGCCUGCAUGGAGCUUGACUGGAAGGGAGGAAAAAGAAACCAUGAGCCCUCUUUGCUUUGAAGACUACAAAAUAUCUAAGGAAUGGGCAGGCCCUCCUACCUUUGGUAAUGUGUGCAACCAGCAGCCAUUAGAUUUGUCCAGUGGUGUAAAGCAAAGGUCUGAUGUCAAAAGUAAGAACCAGGUUCCUUGGGAAUCUGUAUUAGAUUUAAGUGUGCAUAAGAAACCUUGCAGUGACACCGAAGUUAGAGACUAUAAAGAAAAUAAUCUGGUGCAGCCAGCAUGUAGUAGUAUUAAGAAGAAACCGACGACGUGCAUGUUGGAAAAAGUUCUACUGAACGAAUAUAACGGGAUGGAUGCAGCUGCGGAAAACGCACCAGAUUUGAAUAGGACCCUCAGUCCGUGUAAAUCGACAGAACUACAACCAGAGCCCGACACUGAGCUUAGUCUGUCUGCGCCUUCUGUUGAGGCUCAUUCACUUAGUUCCUGUACUUCACCUUUGCCUCAGAUGUCUUCUGCAUCAUCCUCAUGCCAGCUGCCCCCUCUCCUAACUCCAACAAAUCCUCCUUCCCCACCACCUUGUCCCCCUGUUUUAACAGUUGCUACAUCACCCCCUCCACUCCUUCCCACUGUUCCUUUACCCCUUUCAGAUGCCUCUGCCAGUGUCACUCACACUCCUUGCCCAUCACCACUUUCAAAUGCUACAACACAGUCCCCACUUCCAGUCCUUUCACCCACAGUAUCCCCCUCUCCAUCCCCUGCACCUUCUGUUGAACCUCUCACUUCUGCUGUUUCACCUGGUCCUCCUACACUCUCCUCCUCCUCUCCCUCCUCCUCUCCCUCCUCGUCCUCCUCUUCCUCCUCCUCUUCUUCCUCCUCCUCCUCUUCUUCCUCCUCGUCGUCCUCCUCCUCUUCCUCCUCCUCAUCUUCCUCUUCUUCCUCUUCGCACUCCUCCUCCUCGUCAUCACCUUCCUCCUCCUUUUCUUCCUCCUCAUCCACUUCAUCUCCUUCUCCUCCUCCUCUCUCAGUAGUUUCUUCUGUUGUUUCCCCUGCUGAUAAUCUAGAAACCCCCCUGCCCAUUAUAGCUUUUAAGCAAGAAGAAAUGGAGAGUGAACAUGAGAAACCAAGAGAAGAUCCACAGACUUCAAGUGAAGCAGGUGUAGUUCAAGAAACAUUCAAUAAAAGCUUUGUGUGCAAUGUUUGUGAUUCACCCUUUCUUUCUAUUAAAGACCUAACUAAGCAUUUAUCUGUCCAUGCUGAAGAAUGGCCCUUCAAAUGUGAAUUCUGUGUACAGCUGUUUAGAGAUAAAAUGGACUUGUCAGAGCAUCGCUUUUUGCUUCAUGGGGUAGGAAAUAUCUUUGUUUGCUCAGUAUGUAAAAAGGAAUUUGCUUUUUUAUGCAAUUUGCAACAGCAUCAACGAGAUCUCCAUCCGGAUAAAGAAUGUACACAUCACGAAUUUGAAAGUGGCACCCUUAGACCCCAGAAUUUUACAGAUCCUACUAAAGCGAAUAUCGAACAUAUGCAAAGUCUACCAGAAGAUUCCUUAGAACUCUCUAAAGAGGAGGAGGAUGAAGACCUAAAUGACUCCUCUGAAGAGCUUUAUACAACCAUAAAAAUAAUGGCUUCUGGAGUAAAGUCAAAAGACCCAGAUGUCCGUAUGGGCCUCAAUCAGCACUAUCCGAGUUUUAAGCCACCUCCAUUUCAGUAUCACCACCGAAAUCCUAUGGGUAUUGGCACCACUGCUACAAAUUUCACAACCCACAAUAUCCCACAGACCUUCACUACUGCCAUUCGUUGUACAAAAUGUGGGAAAAGUGUUGAUAACAUGCCUGAAUUACACAAACACAUCUUGGCAUGUGCCUCUGCCAGCGAUAAAAAGAGAUAUACACCCAAAAAAAAUCCAGUACCGCUGAAACAGACUGUUCAGCCUAAAAAUGGUGUGGUAGUUAUAGCUGGCACUGGAAAGAACGCUUUCAGGCGAAUGGGACAACCUAAGAGACUUAAUUUCAAUGUUGAAAUUAGCAAAAUGUCCUCUAGUAAACUAAAAUUAAGCGCAUUGAAGAAGAAAAAUCAGCUUGUCCAGAAAGCAAUCUUGCAAAAAAAGAAAUCUGCACAACAGAAGGCCGACUUGAAAAAUAGCGCAUCCGAGUCGGACUCUCACAUCUGCCCAUACUGUAAUAGAGAGUUCACUUACAUUGGAAGUUUGAACAAACACGCAUCGUAUAGUUGCCCCAAAAAACCCGUCUCCCCAUCCUCGAAAAAAAGCUCAUCAAAAAAAGCUGGAAGUUCCUCAUCACUUGCAAGCAGUGAUAAAGGCAACAACCAGCGUAGGCGAACAGCAGACGCCGAAAUCAAAAUGCAGAGUAUGCAGGCUCAUUUGGGAAAAACGAGAGCACGAACCUCGGGGCCCACGCAGAUUCAGUUGCCCUCUGCAUCUUUCAAAUCCAAGCAAAAUGUAAAAUUCAUAUCGCCGCUUAGAUCGAAAAAGCCAAAUUCAUCAUCUUCAUUAAGGAACUCCAGCCCCAUGAGAGUGUCCAAAAUGACUCAUGCUGAAGGGAAAAAAACUAAAGCGGUAGCUAAGAACAGUUCUGGAAUCUCGAGCAAAGCGUCUCGGAAGUUGCAUGUAAGACUACAGAGGAAUAAAGCCGUUUUGCCAAAUAAGUCUGCUGUGGCAAGCAAGAAGAAGGCAGACAGGUUCAGUGUAAAAUAUAGGGAGAGGAUUGGAGGACCUGUCACUCGGAGCUUACAGCAGGCAGCUAAUGCAGACACAAUAGAAAGCAAGAGAGAUGAAAGUGCAAAACAAGAACUAAAAGACUUCAGUUACAGACUCCGCGUGGCCUCUAGAUGUCCCUCCUCCUCUUCUCAUAACACCAGCACCAGGCAAUGCAAGAAAUCCAGCUGCACUACCACCCACUUCUUCAAGGAAUAGACUCCUCUGCGCAUCAAACCAAAACAGGCACAGGACAAUGCUGACCUGAAAUGAGGAGGCAAAAUUAUCCUCAAACACCAUCAUCUGUUCUGUUUCUCCUCCGCUGAGGUGAGACCGGUUCCUCAGGAGACAAAGGGGCCAGCGAUUUCCUCUGCCAGAAGCACUGGCAUGCUCUUGUCAUAUUGUCCUUCCUUCCAGGGAAAGAGAUCAAUGCAGGGCUCCUGCCUUCUCAAGAGAGUCAUUAACUAUGAAGGCUGAUGUGAGGAUGAUUUCAUAACAGUCCCUGCAGUGUGAAGUCCCAUCCAUCAAGACCCAGUGGAGUAUCAUGGAAAAAUGUUCAGAGACAAUUGCAGGCUGAUUGACCAUGUGUGAGGGUUGAUAGAUUUGGGUGAGUUUCCUCUUUCUGGUGAAGCCUAGAGAAGUUUGACAUACUAUGCAAUUAAAUUUUCAAAAAAAAAAAGACUGUUAAAUUAUUUUAGCUUCAACGUUACUUUAGAUGCUGUGAAGUAUAGAACUGGGCAACACAAGAAACCCCACCAAAGGAGCGGUUACAUUUUACAGAGGUUUUUACAUCCCAAAUCUUUGGGAGCCCUAGUCUCCCAACUUUGUAUCGUGAGCUUUAAGAGCCUGGGGCAUUGUAAAAGUUUGGAUGCCAUCGCUUUUAAAGUGUGGUAGGAUCUACAUCUCUUGUGAAGUGGCUUUUGUGAAAUGCAAUGAUGGUCUCAGCCCGUUUUUUUUUCUCAUGGGACAAGUAUCCAUUUUGCAAGUCUCCAUUAUUCUCAGUGCCAUCGUUAUUCACGAUUUGUCUUUGCCAGCAUUUCUAAAAUGCCCAUUGCUGUGCACUGUAUCAAGCAGCAUCUUCCCCAAAAAUAGUGUUUGUGACCUCCAGAAGGAACGAGUCCAGUUUCAGUGGGCUUAGCAAGAGUGGGUGUGUGAUGAUGGCCGGCAGCUGAUGAGGAUGGAGGUUCAGGAAGCUGCAAGUCCUGCAGCUUGUGCAAACAGAUGUUUUCUUGCUAAAACAUGCCCACAACACAUACAGAAAUAUCCUAUGGAAGAGAUGCUGUCCUCUACAAGCUUCACUUCAGUGGUAUAGAGUCAAAGGGGGUCCUUUUACAUUAUCCACAGGCCUGCACCAGUGGAGCAUAAAUUUGGGAUUUUCAAAGGAGUUUUAGGCAGUUGAAUGCCCAGCUCCCAUUAAAUGUUACUAGAAGCUGGGUGACUGACUCCAAAGACAGAUGAAAAUGUGCUUCCCUGUCCCUCCUUGCUCCCCUGUCUCCCCAAAUGUCAAGAAAACAACAUUUUAUAAGGUUAUGUUUCUUUCCAAAAUUUGAGAGGGCUUUUGAAAAACCAAACACCUCAACCUUUUUCACAAUCCCAAGAGGUCAAGAAGAACAAAGACAUUUGACUUUUAACGACCAUUUUAGGGGUCCCAAAAACUGAUCAUUUUUUGUGUUUUCAGUGAAAACCUGAUUUUUAUUUAUUUAUUCUGGACAGCAGAAUUGUUUUGUUUAAAAAGAACUAGAUUUGUGAGAGGAUGGAAGCCAAAAGCCAUUUUAAAUUUAAAAAAACAAAACACAACAACCACUAAAUAAAAGCAUAGAGGAAAAUAUUUGGAGUCUCUGGCUGCUUUGAAAAUCCCAGCCUGAUUACUUUUCCAGUGCAGUUGUCACAGAGAGAAGUCUUAGGAGAGACAUUAUGUGAGAUACCAAGGACUGAAUGAGCCAUAAAGAGCCAGGUCCCUUACUCCUUUCAAAGUAACCAAGGGGACCUUUGAGAGGAGGCUUUGUGGAGAAAUCCCCAGCCAUCUGGCUGCUUCUGCCAGCACUCAAUUCUCUUUAUAUGUACAUUUGUAUAUGUAUAUAUACACAUAAAGAAAAAAUAAUAAUUACAAAUUAAGACUGAGAUUUUCACAGCUGCCUAAGAGAUUUAGGUGCCUUACACUCUUUAGAAUUACUGGGAAUUUGGUGUCCAAAUUCGAUAGGCUGGUUUGAAAGUCUCAGCCUGAUUGCAGAGGAAAAAACCAACAGUUUGUCAGCAUUAGAUCUGCCUAACAGCACCUGACCUCAAAAUACAGUCACGUAGCUUCCCCUGCAGCUCUCUAUAAUUCACUCUGCUCUCUUCUGGGUAGUGACUAAUCCUUUCUUUCAUUUUCUCCCGCUUUCUUUCCUGAUCCAGAAUUAGCGUGGUAAACCUGCACCCGAGUUCUUUAGGACAGGGACUAUGAUCUGUCUUUGGACCACAACUAGCUUGUCGCGCAAACAAGUGCUAUCAGUAAGAGACCAACUCCAAUAAAUAACCUCCAUCCUAAAGCAUAACUUUAAAGUAUCCCCAAGUUUUCCAAUAGUGUUUGCUGGGUUUUUAGUUAGAGAUCGCAUUUACUCAGCGGAGAAUUUCCACUGGUCACUUGGGGGUUGUUGCUCAGGAGAAAUGUCGUUGCGUCACAGCCUGAAUUAUACUCAGCCAACUCUUUUGAGGUGCCCCGAAUUAGCUAUGGACAGUAUGGUAAGUUAAGGAUGGAGUUUCUGGCACGGAUUCUGCUGGGUUUAGUGCCUUUACGGCAAACCAAUGAGGUUAUUCCAGUUCCAUUUUGUGCAGCUUAAUUUCCUUUGGGUUUUUUAGAGGGAUAUUAACAAUAAUAAUCGACAAACUCAAGGAGAAAAAUGUGUAAAUUACUAUGAUAUAUGAACAUUUUUCCCAGAGCAAUUCUGGUUUAUCACACAAACCUGUAAAUAUGUAUUUACAAUUUUAAAAGCACGUCUUUACAUCCCUGAUUGUAAAUGCUCCGUUUUUAAAGUUUUAUAACGUGUUAUUUAACCAAGAGACCACAGCACACACAGCUUGAUAUUGUAUUUGUCCACUCAAAGGAUCCAUUACAGUCUGAACUGUGGUAGAAAAAUAUCCACACCGUGAACAAGAAAUAUCCCAUUAUUGCACCAAACUUGUCACUGAUGAUUCUCAGACAACAAAAGCAGAUUCUUUAAAGGGGGAGGUGAUGGAGUCUAUUUUCCCACAAAACUUGGCAAUCCAAAAUGGUAUUAUUUCUCUCUGAUGAUGAGGAUAACUUCACCACAGUCAAUUCAGGAAAAAUCACCAUUUUCUUUUUUUCUCCCAGGGGCAGAAUUUCACAGUUUUGCAGCAAACUUCCUAACCUCCCCCGUGCCUGCUGGUGAAAUGUGUGAAAUUUUGUCUUUGACUAAUAUCACCAAUUCUCAUGAAAAUUCAAGGGAAAAAAAAAAACUCAGGUUUUUGCAUGUAGAAUUUUGCAAGGCUGACACUGGAAGCUCUGCAGUGCCCUGUGACGAUGUGAAUAUUGAGAUGGGUAUUAAAAAAAAGACAAGUAGAGAUACGAUGUGACCUGGUUGGGUGCUCGGAUUAUGAGCAUUCCUUUGGAAAACGAAAGGCUCUGCUGUCUGUCUGCCAUUGUAACGAAAAACAAUAAACUAAUGUGAUGAACUUCAA
Molecule: messenger RNA, 8830 nt
Organism: Alligator mississippiensis (American alligator)
Lineage: Eukaryota; Metazoa; Chordata; Crocodylia; Alligatoridae
Gene: PRDM2
Product: PR/SET domain 2
Exons: 10
Coding region: 152-5371 (1739 amino acids)
Biological process (GO): regulation of transcription by RNA polymerase II
Cellular component (GO): nucleus
Molecular function (GO): protein binding; DNA-binding transcription factor activity, RNA polymerase II-specific; RNA polymerase II transcription regulatory region sequence-specific DNA binding
Source: RefSeq, a predicted model, not a curated record